This is a messenger RNA of Debaryomyces fabryi, 1308 nucleotides long. RefSeq lists its product as uncharacterized. The record is from RefSeq and is a predicted model, not a curated record. The transcript has a single exon. The coding region runs from base 1 to 1308 and encodes 435 amino acids. NCBI's taxonomy places the organism in Eukaryota, Fungi, Ascomycota, Pichiomycetes, Serinales, Debaryomycetaceae.
AUGGGUAGACUUAUUGAAGAAGUCAGAGGUGAAGGACCUAUUAGGGUCGCAAAUGAAGCAAAUGCGGUACUAUUGACUAUGUCGCCCCAAGACUAUUAUCACGGUAGUAUUGGAAUGGGCAUAAAUGAGAUUGAAGAGGUAAAGUACCAACAAACGCCUAGAAGUUUUUGCAAAAGAGAUGGGUUGGCGAAUGGAACAAGAGAUAUGGUACUGUACGUUAGCUUGUUUACGAAGGGAAACAAGGUUGAAAACAUAGCAGAAAUGGAUAAUGAAGGCAAUACAGAUGAGUAUAUGAGUAGCGAUGAUGAACAUGUUUCAGAAUUUGAUGAUGAAGGCUACGAAGAUACGACGGGAAUCUCUCAUGAAGAUGAGGCGUUAUUUGAAUCGUGGAGUUCCAUUUUGUCAAGUGAGAAUAAUGACGCACCAAAAUCGGUGUGUCCAUUGCACUAUAUACCCAAAAAAUCUGGAUCUGACUCAGACAUCUCGCCGGUGAACAUACCAUUUGACGGGAGCUUGAAGCCAGACACGUUGGCCACAGAUAGUCUUUUGAGCAGCUUGAACAAAGACAUGCAUAUAACAAAACUGCAAAGUGAGAAGGCUCCGGUAAAGGGCCUGGCGGUGUCAAAAUUCACUCGUGCUUUCAAAGUACUCAAGACAUCGAUUAACCGUACCUCAUACUCUAUCUUAUCACAUCAUGGGUACCUUUCUCCCAGGAUGACAGACGACGCAGUUCCAGGCCUUUCAUGUCACGAGAGAGAAGACGAUUCUAAUUUGGAAGGACCGCAAACGCACAUGUGCGCAUCGGGAGAUUCGAUGCGUCCACCACUGGAAUUGCCUCGUGGGAACGAAUACAGAGGUAGAGACUCCCGUAUGAAUUCGUUGUUCCUUCGGUUAUACGCUAUAGACUAUGAGGCAAGAUGUCGGAGCAUCUUGCCCACCUCGUAUUCGAGCCGAGAGUUGUCUUAUGUGAUAAACCGGUCACGUGUAGCCAAGGAGUUUCACCGUCGCUUUAACAUUAUCAGUGUAUCGAACUUGUCUCGAGACAAGCUAUGGGACAACGUGAUACUUCCACCUCGAAUCGACAGCUCGCCGGGUGCUUAUAUUGACUCAUCGAGCUACGUGUACGUGGGAAACGAAAAAAAGACGGACACCAGAGACAGGCACCAUUACUACAACAAGCCAGCCGGGGUAUUGUACAACAGCAGGUGCUUUUACAAUGAUCAAUCUCCGCAGGCCGGGAACACGAAGCUGCAGUACACUAUCAAAGGAUGGUGCAACUCGAGGUGGCUCGAUUGCAGCCAAGAUUAA